GCUGUGGCGGGCGCUCUCACCCCCUGCCCCUUGCAGAACUACUACGAGCCGAUGCUGACGCUGGCCAUCCUGCCCGAGGCCGAGCUGCGCGAGAUCUUUGGGACCCUGGAUUCCCUGGCCCCACUGCACGAAGACUUGCUGGGGCGGCUGAUGGGUCUGAGGCAGGAGGAUGGGACGGUGCCUGAGCUGGGACCCACCCUGCUGGACUGGCUGCCCAGGUUGCAGGCCUACGAAUCCUACUGCUGCCACCAGGUGUGGGCCAAGGCGCAGCUGGACCGGCGCAAGCGGGAGCCGGCAGUGGGGGAAUUCCUGCGCCUGUGCCAGGAGUCGGCCUUCAGCCGCAAGCUGGAGCUCUGGAGCUUCCUGGACCUGCCCCGCAGCCGCCUGGUCAAGUACCCCCUGCUGCUGCGGGAGGUGCUGCGCCAGACACCCCUCGAGCACCCCGACCACGGGGCCCUGCAGCGGGCGGUGGCACUGGCCCAGGACCUGGUGGGGCUGAUCAACAGGAAGACGGGGGAGGCCGAGUGCCGCUACUACCAGCAACGGCUGAGCUACCCCGACGGGACGCCCCGGCACCCCGGCAUUGACCGCUCCAACCUGCUGCUCUGCCACGGGGAGCUCCGCAACAGCAAGGGGCAGAGGCUGCACGUGUUCCUGUUCCAGGAGGCGCUGGUGCUGACCCGGCCCAUCCUGCAGGGUGAGCAGAUCAUGUUCCAGGUCCAGGGCCGCCCCAUGCCCGUUGGCCAGCUGGAGGUGCAGGACCUGCCUGACGGGGGGGCCCGGCUCGGGGGGGCCCUACGUGAGCGCGGUAGGUGCCCUCCUGGUCUCUUGGGAUUCCUGUGACCCAUCCCCCCUUUGCUCCCCCAUCUCGUGCAACCCCCCUGCCCCCACUGGGAUCCCUGCCCCCUAGGUUCAUGUCUGCUUCUGGAGGCUGGAGCUGGUUGGGGUGGGGGGCUCAGCUGGGGGGAGACUGGCUUGGGGAGCAGGAAG
Molecule: messenger RNA, 990 nt
Organism: Chelonoidis abingdonii (Abingdon island giant tortoise)
Lineage: Eukaryota; Metazoa; Chordata; Testudines; Testudinidae
Product: rho guanine nucleotide exchange factor 3-like
Biological process (GO): positive regulation of Rho protein signal transduction; intracellular signal transduction
Molecular function (GO): guanyl-nucleotide exchange factor activity
Source: RefSeq, a predicted model, not a curated record